AUGCACAAGACCACAGUCCUGCUCAUGGUACCGGCCCAUGAAUCGAUCGCAUCGACCAAGGAGAUGCUUCUGCAUGCUCUCAAGAGCCGUGGUAUUACAGAGAUAAAUGGCGAUCCCGUCCCGGACGAUCCGUCGGAGAUCGAGUUCGGCGUUCCUAUCGAUCGAAACGAGCUCGAAAAAGGCUGGACCCGACUCGAUGUCGAACUUGCCAACGGAGAAAAGACCUCUGGUCGGGUCAAGAACGGGACGAAAGCUAGCCUGCAGUCCGCAGAUAUUAGAAACGGACAACCUAUCGCCUUCCGGUUCCGCAAGGCGAGUGACGAGAACCAGGAUAAAGACGACUUGGAGUUGGAACUUGAAGACCCGGGUUGGGACGUAGUGGUCCCGACUCUCGAUAAUGAAGAGCCAGAAUGA
Molecule: messenger RNA, 414 nt
Organism: Rasamsonia emersonii CBS 393.64
Lineage: Eukaryota; Fungi; Ascomycota; Eurotiomycetes; Eurotiales; Trichocomaceae
Exons: 2
Coding region: 1-414 (137 amino acids)
Source: RefSeq, a predicted model, not a curated record